AUGGCCGGGAGGACGGAUGAAACGGUCGUGCUGCUGACAGGGCUGCUGGCUGCACUGGCUGGUGCUGCCAGUGCUCUGGAGCCUGACUCCUCCGUUCAACACAUGCACGUCCCUGCCACGGCUUUGCACCUCCUGCAGAAUCUCGUGCAAAUCGUCUGUUCAGUCGCAACAAUUGCCACGGCGCUGCUCUGGUGGACGGGUGUCUCCCAAGCACAGGCCAGAGCGUGUGUGGUCCAGCAGGGCUUAGCGUUGAACGACGGGCUGCUGAAGCUGACAAGUGCAGCCAUUUCCUUCCUGGAAUACGCGGCCUCAACUUUCUAUCACAAAACCUUGGGUAUGUUCAAGAAGGAAGAGGAUCUAUUGCAGCAAGCCGGCGUGAGAGAAGGUGUGCCUGUUCGUUCAGGGCACCCGGGAGGCACUAGAGGCGCUGAGAGUGGCCGUGGAAUCUUGGAUAAGUGCACUUGA
Closterium sp. Yama58-4 is the source of this 465-nucleotide messenger RNA. The record is from the annotation of a GenBank genome assembly. NCBI's taxonomy places the organism in Eukaryota, Viridiplantae, Streptophyta, Zygnematophyceae, Desmidiales, Closteriaceae.